GAUUUUGAAAGGGUCAAUACUCGACGAGAAAAGAUUAAAGCUGAAAGGGCAAAUCCGACAUUUUGUAGCAGGACAUUGGACUAACUCUUCUUCCUGGGCACGCACCCACCAAACCAAAAUGCAUAAGCUUUUGCUCAAGUGAUAGUGAUCUUACCAUUCAGAUUAUUUCUCUUCAACACUCUGUUUCUGAUUUUUUUUUUUUGUAUUUAUUUUUGUUUUCCUUCUUUUCUCGAUAACCAAACGCACCCAUAGACGUCGGAGAGAGAGAGAGAGCAAGGAUAGAAGGAUCGGACCUUUUUGGGUCUCUGUAAAAGGCGAUGGCUUGGAGACACCUAAUCACUCAGGUUUCAAGACAGCAAUCAGAGUUGGGACAUUUCGGGAACUUGCUCAGUCGAACUCAUCAUUCUUGUAAUAGGCUUUUGAGUGGCCAACAGAGGUUGAAGUCAAGCUAUGUUGGCAAUUUAGCUCGCAGAGUCCGUGAUAUAGAUGAGGCUAGUGAAGUUGCUCAUUUAAGAGAACUUUACCAUAGAAAUGAUCCUGAAGCAGUGAUAAGACUAUUUGAAAGUCAGCCAUCAUUACAUUCUAAUCGAUCUGCCCUUUCUGAGUAUGUUAAAGCAUUAGUCAAAGUUGACAGGCUGGAUGAAAGUGAGUUACUUAAGACAUUACAGAAAGGUAUUGCUAAUUCAGCAAGGGAGGAAGAGAGUAUAGGAGGCCUUUCAGCUUUGCGAAAUGUGGGAAAAUCUACAAAAGAUGGUGUCCUAGGAACUGCUAGUGCUCCUAUCCACAUGGUAGCAGCAGAAGGAGGACAUUUUAAAGAACAAUUGUGGCGUACUAUACGUACUAUUGCACUUGGCUUUUUGUUGAUUUCUGGUGCAGGAGCACUUAUUGAGGAUAGAGGGAUUAGCAAAGGACUUGGUCUACAUGAAGAGGUGCAACCCAGUGUGGAGUCUAACACAAAAUUUGAUGAUGUGAAAGGUGUUGAUGAGGCAAAGGCAGAGCUAGAAGAAAUUGUCCACUACCUUCGAGAUCCUAAGCGCUUUACUCGUCUUGGUGGCAAGCUUCCAAAAGGUGUCUUGCUUGUUGGUCCACCUGGCACUGGGAAAACUAUGUUAGCAAGAGCUAUUGCUGGAGAGGCUGGUGUACCUUUCUUUUCCUGCAGUGGCAGUGAGUUUGAAGAGAUGUUUGUUGGAGUUGGAGCUCGACGAGUGAGAGAUCUUUUUGCUGCUGCAAAGAAGCGAUCACCAUGUAUUAUAUUUAUUGAUGAGAUAGAUGCCAUAGGUGGAAGCCGUAAUCCAAAGGACCAGCAGUACAUGAGGAUGACUUUGAAUCAGUUGCUCGUUGAAUUGGAUGGUUUUAAACAGAAUGAAGGAAUUAUUGUGAUUGCAGCAACAAAUUUUCCAGAAUCAUUGGAUAAGGCACUGGUGAGACCUGGACGAUUUGACCGCCGCAUUAUUGUUCCUAAUCCAGAUGUUGAAGGACGGAGACAGAUUAUGGAAUCCCACAUGUCAAAGGUCUUGAAGGCCGAUGAUGUUGAUUUAAUGAUCAUUGCUAGAGGUACUCCUGGGUUCUCUGGUGCUGAUUUAGCAAAUUUGGUCAACAUUGCUGCGGUGAAGGCUGCAAUGGACGGUGCUAAAGCAGUGACAAUGGCUGAUUUGGAGUAUGCAAAGGACAAGAUCAUAUUGGGAAGUGAACGCAAGUCAGCUGUCAUUUCUGAUGAAUCACGAAAAUUGACAGCUUUCCAUGAGGGUGGCCAUGCCCUUGUUGCCAUAUAUACUGACGGGGCACUUCCUGUUCACAAAGCAACAAUAGUCCCCCGAGGGAUGGCUCUUGGCAUGGUUUCGCAGUUGCCUGACAAGGAUCAAACAAGCCUCUCUCGAAAGCAGAUGCUUGCAAGGCUUGAUGUUGCCAUGGGGGGGCGGGUUGCAGAAGAGCUCAUCUUUGGAGAAAAUGAAGUUACUUCUGGUGCAUCCUCUGAUCUGAAGCACGCAACUUCACUAGCUAGAGUUAUGGUUACAAAGUAUGGCAUGAGUAAAGAGGUGGGGCUUGUUACUCAUGAUUAUAAUGACAACGGCAGGAGCAUGAGCACUGAGACUAGACUUCUUAUAGAGAAAGAAGUGAAGUACUUUCUGGAAAAUGCUUAUAACAAUGCAAAAACCAUCCUCACAACCCACAGCAAAGAACAUUAUGCACUCGCUAAUGCAUUGCUUGAGCAUGAGACACUCACAGGGAGUCAGAUUAAGGCUCUACUUGACCAGGUCAACUCUCAGCACCAGCAACAAGAACAGCAUCAAGAGAUGGUUGCACCACAGAAUGGACCUCAGUCCAAUCCAGUGCCUCCAAGUCCAAGUCCGGCUGCAUCUGCAGCGGCUGCAGCAGCUGCUGCAGCUGCUGCUGCCGCAUCUGCUGCAGCUAAAGCCAAAGGCGUUGCUCCUGUUGGAUCUUAGCGUGCAAGGGGUUGGUAGGGCCUCUUGCCUGGUGGUUAUUUAUUGAAUUGAAUGUGCAUAUACGUAUUCACCAUCCUUUGAGUUCUAGGAACUUUGCCUGAUUGCUGCCACUGGGUUUAUUUAUGGAUAACCUUGUGUCUGAUAUAUAGACUGAAUGCUGUAGAAGAAUUCUAUGUCAUCCAUGUCGCCGUGGCAAGUGUAGCAGUUAACUUGAGCAUUAGAAAAAUGUAUGGCACUCCCCCCCCCCCCCCCCAAACCCUUUUGUUUUUUCUUUCCCUUUUGAUUUAACAAUUUUCCUCUCUUACAGUGAACGAUAAUGUUCCAUUUAAAAGUUUACGCUCCUGCGGAUUA
Molecule: messenger RNA, 2795 nt
Organism: Theobroma cacao (cacao)
Lineage: Eukaryota; Viridiplantae; Streptophyta; Magnoliopsida; Malvales; Malvaceae
Gene: FTSH4
Product: FTSH protease 4
Biological process (GO): protein import into chloroplast stroma; proteolysis
Cellular component (GO): membrane; chloroplast
Molecular function (GO): metalloendopeptidase activity; ATP hydrolysis activity; ATP binding
Source: RefSeq, a predicted model, not a curated record